AUGUCAAGCUCGUCGAAAUCACGUGUGAUGGGCUCAUCCAUGAUCCUUCAUAUUAUCGUCGACUCAACGCAUGAACAAUCCAAGACGAUUCUGGACGUUCUUUUCGAUUGCAUUGAUGUCGAAGACAACCCCCGAAUCCAAGCACACGUUGUCGGUCUCAUCUGGGAAGCUCUGGAUCUGCGAAGAGAUCUCAUGAACAACAAGACUUGCUACGUUCAUAACAGCCAGUCGUUGAGUCAGCCAGUACUAGAGCUCAUGUUUCAGUUCUUUCAAGACCAUUACGGGUCAACUGAAGCCCAAGCGAGCGUUGUGUCGCUCUGUGUGUUGCGCCGACACCAACUCGCGUAUUCGAAUGGGAUGUCGCUGCCGACAGUCGUGGCUGAGCACCAGUUGGAAGGCUUGCGCUCCGAUCGCCUGGAAAGUACAUUGAAGCGCGAAAGCCAACUCCUCGUGCGGAUGCUAAAACAUCCGUUCAUGCAAAACAGCCUCGUGCGUCGCUAUCAAAAGAUGAUGCAAAGCAUGUUUGCCACGACGUACUCGACGAGCCGCGUGCGAAAUAUUUUAUGUAUGAUCCAUGCGUUUCCCAGCUUCACUCCAGUCGAGAACGAAACGAAAGGAUCGGGCUGA
Aphanomyces invadans is the source of this 627-nucleotide messenger RNA. RefSeq lists its product as hypothetical. The transcript has 6 exons. Bases 1 to 627 code for a protein of 208 amino acids. Lineage: Eukaryota; Oomycota; Saprolegniomycetes; Saprolegniales; Verrucalvaceae. The record is from RefSeq and is a predicted model, not a curated record.